Angiostrongylus costaricensis is the source of this 1077-nucleotide messenger RNA. NCBI's taxonomy places the organism in Eukaryota, Metazoa, Nematoda, Chromadorea, Rhabditida, Metastrongylidae. The record is from the annotation of a GenBank genome assembly.
AUGCUGUUUAAAAACCUCGCGAUUGCUGAACAAGAAAACGACACAUUCAUAUCUCACCAUUAUUAUAAUGCCAGGGUAAUUCGUGGUUACGAUUUCAAUCAAGGGAUUCAUUUUUCGGAAUUGAUGGACUCCUAUUUGUCAACUGGCUUUCAAGCGACUCAUCUUGGGAAAGCUAUCAAGGAAGUUAAUGCAAUGUUGGACGAACGCAGCAAGCCGAAUAUUGAUGGUGAUCAGGAGAAAUUCUUCCCAUACCCUAAAGAGCGACGUAUUUUACAUUGUACGAUAUUUCUUGGCUUCACUUCGAAUCUUGUUAGCAGUGGACUUAGAGAGGUACUUCGAUUUGUUGUGGAACAUGAUUUUGUUGAUUGUGUGGUGACAAGUGCUGGUGGAGUAGAGGAAGAUCUUAUCAAAUGCUUGUUACCUUCAUAUCUUGGCGAUUUCAAUAUGGAUGGGAAGCAGUUGCGUUCUCGAGGAUUGAAUCGUGCGGGAAAUAUACUUAUCCCCAAUGACAACUAUUGUGCUUUCGAGGACUGGCUUUCACCAAUUCUUGAUAAGUGCCUAGAAGAACAAGAGACGGACGGUGUUAACUGGACACCCUCUAAACUCAUUCGAAGGUUGGGUGAGAAAAUCGGCAAUGAGGAUUCUAUACUACAUUGGGCUGCUCGCAAUAAUAUUCCAGUGUUCUGUCCGGCUUUAACUGAUGGUAGUCUUGGAGAUAUGCUCUAUUUCCACUCGCUGAAGAACUCACCUGGAAUUCGCCUCGACAUUGUAGAAGAUCUGCGUUGUAUCAAUACGAUGGCGGUGAAGAGCAAGAGUACUGGCACAUUAAUUCUGGGAGGAGGAGUGGUUAAACACCACAUCAACAACGCAAAUCUGAUGAGGAACGGAUCUGACUUCACCGUCUAUAUUAAUACUGGAACGGAGUUCGAUGGUUCUGAUUCUGGUGCAGAGCCGGACGAAGCAGUGAGCUGGGGGAAGGUGAAGCCUGGUUCCCAUGCUGUUAAAGUAUGUUCCGACGCUACAUUGGUGUUUCCGCUUCUCGUGGCUGAGACGUUCGGCUCAGUGGGCCAUGGGUGA